UAAACUUGUGCGCUUUAUCUCGUGUUCUGCUUCAUCCUCUGGAUUCUCAUUAUAUCAAUCGCAUUGAAUCUAAUUGUAACAGGUUUGACUCCUAUUAGAUUUGACCGGUUUAAAAGUUAUCUUUUAAAUUUGUUUAAAAAAGUAUUUCUCUUAUAACGUAAGAUAAUAAUUCGUUUGAUGUAACAUGAGAGUGGAAUUAAUAAGAAACUCGCGAGAACGACGACGAUGAUGCUGAUGAUUAUGAGAGACGAUUUUGUGUCGUGUGUGUUGUUAGAUCAAGGUAACAACAGUUGAUCGUGAUUCAUUUUUCGGAAUCAAACUUUAUUAAUGAACAAAUCUUAAUCGAUUAACGACGAUGACAGGAGACAAAAUAAGAAGAAUCGAUUAUUGUUGUACCUUUUGUUGUUCGAGACUGUUAACCAGACCUCUUUCGAUUAUAUUCCUUUUCCUAUUUUUCAUGGAAAUCAGUGUAGCUACUUAUCGUAACUCGUCUAACACGUUUUUGGAAAGAUGUCGGUUAGACUGUACCAUGCAACAGGACUUUGCCAGUUGUGGAAAAUACAAAGCAGCCAGAUGGUUGAACGAAUUUGUUAAAGAAAAGGAGUUCACUUAUGGACCAUUUCGGAUCAUAAGGAUAUCAUCGAUGCAGCAGGAAUCACUUUUGCCGAAAUUACCUCGUUCUAGGAUUUUCAAAAGAAGCGUAUUGGAUACGCUUGAUUUUCUUCGUGACAAUGUCAACGAUCUAUUGACAAAACGUGCGAUCGUUUAUACGGUUGACAAUCCUACUACAAGUGGCAGAAGUUUUACAAGUGGACCGAUGAUAAUGGACGAGGAUGAAUUGCGAGAGUUGCAAGGGAGAAAAGAAACUCAGGGAGACUGGCGUAUCUUUAAGAAGAAAAAAUCGAUGAUAUUGCCACUGUUAAUAUUAUUGAAUCUUUUCAAAUUGAAGCUACUGUUGUUGCCAAUAUUUUUGGGCGUACAUUUCAUCAAGAAACUCUUAGUUUUGGGUUCUUUGAUCGCACCUUCCAUUUUGGCGCAUCUUAAGAUUUGCAAAGUUCAACCACAUCCGACGUAUCCUUAUCACACGUGGGCAACCGCAGCUGAGGCACCUGUUGAUUAUCCUACCGGAUACGGUCACGAUGAAACUGCUUGGGCUCAUAGGAAUGAUAUUCAGGGUCAUCUGGCCUAUCCAGCCUAUCACGGAUAUCGUAAUCCUUACGGUUGAACUUCAGAACAACGGGACAAACUGCAUUUUUAAAUAAUAUACAAAAAUCUCACGCCGAAGAGAUAAUAAUCUCCAUAAGAUCGAACACCUUUGGAUCAAAUAUUAUCGAAGCUUGAUUGAAUGCAUAUAUUUUUUUAUAGAAACAAAUUAUUGUACAAUCCAUAUAUAUUAAAUUAUUUUAUUUAUUUAUUUCACAACCUUUUUUCACACGUCUCCCCGAGAUAAUCGUUUCAUCGAUCGACUCGAUUAAUGCAAUAAGAAUGCAAAAAGAAAAUAAUAUUAAACGAUCAUUCAUCGUC
Molecule: messenger RNA, 1524 nt
Organism: Polistes canadensis
Lineage: Eukaryota; Metazoa; Arthropoda; Insecta; Hymenoptera; Vespidae
Exons: 4
Coding region: 356-1225 (289 amino acids)
Source: RefSeq, a predicted model, not a curated record